AUGGCAUCCCGCGAUGAGAAAGCUGACAGUGAAUCCGCUUCGUCAGAUAACUCCCUCGCAACUCCCACUCACACAAUCGGAGAGGAUAUGCCGGACAGCAGCCGCUUCUGUACCCAGGAGAGUUUCAAUCUCUGUCUACCUUCUCCAGGAAAGACCUACUUCAUCCGCCACCAGGAGUCAGGCAAAUUUCUCCACCUCAAGCUUGGAGUCUUGAGGGUAGGAGAGUCCGAUCCUCAGAGUGGGCGCUAUUGGACUUGUAUUCAAGCAGCGGGCUGGCUUGGAUUUCGCGAAACGGGAUCAGGCAAAUAUCUUGGUACAUAUAGUGCCCGCGUGGCUGCGGUCGAUGGCAUGUGCAAAUUUGUGGUCAUGCCCAAGGGAAACCAAGGCUGCUAUCUUCAACCAGUCGAAUGGCCAAUGUUAAUGUACUUAGGGUUCGAUAAUGAUCAUCAUCCUAUCAAACAGGCGUCCAGUGAUGAUGCUGCGCUCUGGGAAUUCGUGGAACCAGCACUCAGGAGCGCAGUUGAGAUCGCCUUCAGCAAGACGAUGGAGCUGAUGCACACCUGA
This is a messenger RNA of Xylaria bambusicola, 564 nucleotides long. RefSeq lists its product as uncharacterized. The transcript has 2 exons. Bases 1 to 564 code for a protein of 187 amino acids. NCBI's taxonomy places the organism in Eukaryota, Fungi, Ascomycota, Sordariomycetes, Xylariales, Xylariaceae. The record is from RefSeq and is a predicted model, not a curated record.